AAGAAAUACUCCUAUCUUAAAGCCCACCCUAUUCAAUCUACGCCUUCACUAGAAAACUUAAAAAUCUCUUUAACAAGAUCGCCGGCGCACACAACACAUGUCUUCCAACAAGAUACACAAACUGAAGAGCAUUUUCACCGCAAAUGGCGGCUGCGGCUGCCGCCCUAAGCCAGCUGACAUCAUCCACCCACAAUCCAAAUCCAAAUCCAAAUCCUCACUCUCCGAUCAAAAAUCCUCCCUCCUCCCUUCCUCCUCCGCCACUUCCUCCGAGAGCCGCCGCUGCAAUUCCGCCGCCGAAGACGAUGGCUGGUCCUCCUCCACCACCUUCGACUCCCCCCCCCACCGCCACACCCUAUUCUCCGACGCCUGCCCCAAAAUCCAAAACAGCGUCGCGGUCGUCAAAGACUCCGACGAUCCCUACCAAGAUUUCCGGCAAUCCAUGCUUCAGAUGAUCCUUGAGAAACAAAUCUACUCGACAAACGAUCUGCAGCAGCUCCUCGACUGCUUUCUCAAGCUCAAUUCGCCGUGCCACCACGAGGUCAUCGUCCGAGCGUUCGCCGAGAUAUGGAACCGCGGGAAGGAGGAGGCGCCGCCGCCGUGCUCCAUGUGAAUACAUUAGAGAUGUGUGAUGGGGGGGCACGUGGAGGUGGGGUGGCCAUGUGAUUACACAUUAAAUUUCACAUGGUGGAGUUGAAAUUUCAAUUUAUUGAAUUGGACACCAAAAGCGAUCGCCAUUUUUGUGGCGAGGGAGAUUGGAACAAGGUUGAAUUCAAUUCCAUACUCUAAGUGUAGGUGUUAUAAUAAGUGGAAAUGAAAUUCCAAAUAAUUUAAGAAUUUAGUACUACUCCUAUUACUUAUUAUCUCUCUACUUUUGACCUUUUUCUGUAAAUUUGUACUAAUAUGUAGCUUGAUUGAACUUCGAGGAUAUUGCUGUUUAUAAAUUUCGUCCAUCUUAUUUUCUUCUACGGCA
Salvia hispanica is the source of this 970-nucleotide messenger RNA. RefSeq lists its product as uncharacterized. Gene Ontology annotation, biological process: negative regulation of DNA-templated transcription. The record is from RefSeq and is a predicted model, not a curated record. NCBI's taxonomy places the organism in Eukaryota, Viridiplantae, Streptophyta, Magnoliopsida, Lamiales, Lamiaceae.